GCCGUUGUUAGCGGGGAAGGGCAGCAGUGCACAAGAUGGAGCCUGCUGUCCGGGCUGGGGAAUCGGAGACAGCUUCACGGGAGACGGCGAGAACCAUGAGGCGGCUUCCUGCGAGAAUGUCAUUGUGAAUAUAGCAGCCAGUGACUAGGUAAGAAGUUAGGAAAGUUCUGUCCGCCUACGUCAACUCAAGCUGGGCCGAUGCCGGGCCAGCCCGCGGCCCACCAGUUUCAUUGCCGCAUCUCCUGACGCCUUGAGCUCAAUCACACUUCCACAUUUACCGACAGUGCAGCGUCGGGAAGAUGUCUUCGGUAAAUCGCUCCAGCACGGUGCCGCCACCUUUAUCGUCUUCUUUCCCACGAUCGGAUUCUUUCAUUCGCCCGCGACAACCCAGCCUCAACGUAGAUCGCGACAUUCUAUCCACACGUGGUCAACGCCUCGGAGGCUUAAUCCGCCGUCGUUCUCUCAGCAUCCAGAGUACCGAUGGCUUUGACGAGAAUGGUCGUCUCGAGGAAUCUUUCCCUCAGGAUUGCGGGGAGAGGCCUCCGGCCUUCGAACGCGCCAGGCGGCUCAUCGGCGACAACAGGCCCAUUUAUAGCUGGCAACGGUACUAUCAAGACCCGGCUACGCUGAAGAAGAUGCCAAAGUCCAUGCGUGAGUAUUACGAGCGCAACAAUGAUCUCAUAUCACAAUACGUAUACAUCGACCGACUGCUGGAUUCAUCCCUCCCCCAUCGCUUGAUCGUGGAUUAUCACAACAACCAACCAGCGGAGUCUCCAGCUGCGCCCAACGGCCAAACAAACAACACAGCCUCCUACGGCACUGGGGAUACCCAAGCACCAGGUAAAAUCAAAAGAACCCCGCGGAAUCUCUAUCGAAUCCCAAGCGAGAGCUCUCCCCUCUUGCCCCCGACAAUCGAAGAACGGACCCCAUCUCCGCCAGAGAUCAUGCCGACAGACGACGACUUUGUCGACAGUGGCGACCGCAUAGUCACCGUCGCAAUUUACGUUAACUUCGUCGCCAACGUCCUCCUACUAGCUGCAAAGAUCGUCGCCAUGACCAUGACAAGCUCCCUCUCCGUACUCGCCAGCUUAGUCGACGGAGCUCUAGACUUCCUCAGCACAGCCAUCGUCUGGACCACAACCACCCUCAUCCGCCGACAAGAUCGCUCCCGAUACCCCAUCAGUCGCCACCGACUCGAACCACUCAGCAUUCUAGUCUUCGCCGUCGUAAUGGUAACAUCCUUCAUCCAAGUCGCCAUCACAUCUGUCACCCGACUCCUCUCCCCCGAUCACUCCGUCGUCGAGCUCUCCAUCCCCUCCACCGCAGUCAUGGCCAGCACCGUCAUCGUCAAACUCGCCUGCUGGUUCUGGUGUCGUCUGAUCAAGAACUCAAGCAUCCAAGCCCUCGCCCAAGACGCCAUGACCGACGUCAUCUUCAACCUCUUCAGCAUCCUCUUCCCCCUAAGUAACCCCUCCCCUUCCCUCCCCUCCUCAACCAACCUAACCAACCCAGUCGGCUCCCUAACCCGCACCUGGACCAUCGACCCCCUCGGCGGCCUCCUCCUCUCCCUCUACAUAAUCUACAACUGGAGCGCCACAGCAAGCGAACACAUCGGCCACCUAACCGGCGCCGCGGCCUCUCCCAAAGACCACAGUCUCCUGCUGUACAUGAUCAUGCGGUUCUCCAAAGCCAUUCUCAAAAUCCAAGACCUAAAAGCCUACUAUGCCGGCGACCGUCUCAACGUCGAAGUAGAUAUUGUCCUUGACCCUAAGACAAGACUACAGGAUAGUCACGAUGUCGGCGAAAGUCUGCAAUAUAUGGUGGAAAGUGUUCCCACGGUCGAUAGGGCGUUCGUGCAUAUCGAUUAUGAUCCGUGGAAUAUUCCGAGUCAUAUGAGUCAGGUUGAGGGGUGAUGUUCAUACUACUAUGUAUAAGGAUGGUGUUCUUGGUGGGGGAAGCUUGGAUUAGCUUAGCUUAGCUUAGCUUAGCUUAGAUGAGUUUGGACAGUGAUGUGAGUCUGGAUGCUGUAGAGGACAGUUUGUAUGACUCGUUGCUAAUGUAAUAGCUAUGAUACUAGUAAUUUGACGAACUAUGGCCAAUU
This is a messenger RNA of Aspergillus sclerotioniger CBS 115572, 2101 nucleotides long. Its product is annotated as cation diffusion facilitator family transporter. Bases 300 to 1913 code for a protein of 537 amino acids. The record is from RefSeq and is a predicted model, not a curated record. Gene Ontology annotation, biological process: monoatomic cation transport; transmembrane transport. The transcript is spliced from 3 exons. Gene Ontology annotation, cellular component: membrane. Gene Ontology annotation, molecular function: monoatomic cation transmembrane transporter activity. NCBI's taxonomy places the organism in Eukaryota, Fungi, Ascomycota, Eurotiomycetes, Eurotiales, Aspergillaceae.